CGCCCCUGCCGUUGCAUUGAAAUACAACUGAUAAGACAAAAUAUACCUGUAUACCUCUCUUUCCGGCUGAUUUGGAGGUUUGGCUUAAUUGUGGACGAUUUUAGGAACUACAUGUAGAGUUGGACGACUUUUGGUUGAUUAUCGAAUCCGAUAUGACGUUUUGACUGUUUGUGUUAUUGCAGUCCUUCACAUAGGAUCAACCAUUGCUCAAAAUGGGAGCGAAAAUCGGAGCACUACUCUUUUCUAUUUUGUCUAUCAUCGAAUAUUGUUCAGCAAAUUGUACCACAUUAUUGCAACAUAAUCGCAGAAUUACUAUAAACGACACAACAGGAAGCGGAAGCGUUGUUCACGAUUACCAAAGUUAUCUUGAACCCAAUGAGACGUUAUCGAUAUCGUCAUCGUCUACAGACAAGAAAUGUCUGAGCAUGUUGGAAUUCAACAGGACUGAGCUCAUUCUUAUAGGAGAUAUUCUUCCUCCAGUUUGUGGUCCAGAAAAUUUGAAUUGCAAAUUUGGAUGCUCUUCUGUCCAAUAUACACAAUCCCUGGUGGUUAUCGUAGGAAGGAUAUCGAGGCAUAAGCUGAGAUUUAAGGAAUCUAUGUAUUCUUCUAAUGUUUCCGAGGCAGUUAAUAUUGGAACUGUUGUACAUCAGUUUUCCUAUAAAGAUGCUAUCCGAGAGGACUGCAUGGACACAAAAAAUACCUUUUAUUCCAUGGGAGCAAAGAAUCACUUUGGCAUGGAACAUAAAAUGGAAGAUAAUGCAAUUAUAUACAAAGUCGUUGUAAAACAGAAGCUGGAUUAUGAUGGAGAUUAUAAACAAUUUCACCUGAACAUUUCUAUGGCAGACAACAGGGAAGAUAUUUCCAAUUCAACAGUCCUAGUUGUUAAUGUGACAGAUGUAGAUGAUAUGGAUCCUGUGUUUGACCACGAUCUUUAUACAUUACAUAUUCCAGAAGGGAAUACUUCAAUUCAAAAUAUAUUCUUCAACACAACUCCUCCAAUUCGAGCAACAGAUAGGGAUACAGGAGAAGGAAAACAACUACUCUAUUACAGAUUCGGAAACGAUUCAAAUGUCUACGGUUGUUUCAUAAUUAAUAAUAUAACUGGAGAAAUAGCGACAACGUGUCCACUUGACAGGGAGGACGAAUCUAGAUACACAAUGAUAAUCAAGGCAGUACAGAGAAAUACAGAAUUAAGGAGCUGUACAUCUACUCUGAAAAUAAUUGUCGAUGAUAUUAACGACAAUGUUCCCGAGUUUGAACAACUGCAGUUCAACUUUACAGUAGCAGAACAUUCCAGGAAAGGAACGUCUAUAGCACAGGUCAAAGCCGUUGACAAAGAUGAGGGCAAGAAUGCAAUAGUUGUGUACAAGAUUUUACCACCAUUUCACGACACUUUCUCGGUUGACGGUGAAGGCAUCAUCAAAGUACAAAACCCCUCUAUGAUGGACCGUGAAAGUGGGGAUGGAACAAUAACGAUAAAGGUAUCUGCAUAUGAUAAAGAAAGUGGGAAACCUUCUACUUCAACAGCUACCGUGUUUCUAACAUUAUUGGACAUAAAUGACAUGGCCCCUGAAUUUCAACCGCCUAAAUAUGCUUUUCCGUUGUCGAUAGGUCUUACAGUGGGUGACAUCAUUGGACAAGUAAUGGCUAAAGAUGGAGAUGAAAAGAACACUCCUAACUCAGCAAUAACAUACAAACUGGAGCAAUCUUUAUCAUCGAGCAUGUUCUCGAUUAAUAAUUCCACUGGAGUGAUUACUGUUAAGAAGAUACCUCCUCUGGCAAUGAGCAUCAUUGAGUUAGCGGCUCUAGCUGCAGACCACGGAGAACCACCACUUCAGUCUUAUGCACAGAUACUAUUGUCAAGAACACAUGUAACAGGGCUUUCCGUUAAAUUUACUGUUCCUGAGAGUGAGGCAGAGGUGCAGAAACGCAAGAUAGACAUUCAAGAAGAUAUUAGUAAAAUAUUAGAUGUGGACGUAUCGUUGGACAAAAUAGAAAAAGUGAACGGAAGCAAACAAUCGUGUUAUUUGAGCAUAACAGCAAAAUUUCAAAAUGACACGGAUGUUAGUGGAAAUGUGCUGCAAGGAUUAGUUCUACAACAUAUGGGUGAAAUUUUGUCACUGUUUUCGCAUGGAGAAACAGCUGCUAAGCAAGUGAGCUCAGAAGAUAAAUUUCCGCCAGCAGUAAUCGCCCUUAUUGCUAUAUGUGGAGUUAUGUUUAUUGGUACGAUAAUACUCAUAGGGGUCAUCUACCAAACAACGAGAAGGUUUGAUAGAUAUAAACAACUUAACGACCACCUUACGAGAAAAAGUUCCUUGUAUGAAUCACAAGAGAUGAAGAUUCAAAUGGACGACGAACAAACCUCGGAUUACAACGGAUCAAUAAAUGGAUCCCAUGACUUGACAAGUUUACAUAAUGCAAAAACAGGCGAACUUAAAGAGGGAGUUGUAUCAGCAUUUACAAAUCCAGCUUAUAACGAUGCCGAAGAAACCACAGUAAAACUGGAUCCUGCAGAAGAAGAGGCUCAGCAGACGUUGAAUGAUUUAGCAAAUCACCUUGAUGCAGAAGAUACCAACAUCAUGCCUGUGGACAGUUAUAAUCCGUCGGAGAGUGAUGUUGAGGUGGAAAUUAAACCAGAUUACGAUGCACCAAAUGAUUAUAUUAAUGCUCCUUUGAAAUUUGACGACAAUAGUGCACCAGGCUACGAAAAUGUCACAAAUUCAUCAAAAUCAUUUGAUGUUCCAGAAGAUUAUCCAAAUGAUAGGAAGGAUACUGAUACAAUUCAAGACGAUGACAAUAAAAAUGAACAAAAUGAGGACAAAGAUGAACCGAAUCCGGAUUAUGAAGUAAAGGCCGUACGUUUCUCGACGCAAGUGUUGGACACAGAUGAAAAUAAAUUUGAACCUCUGAAAGAAAAGGAUACUACUGAUGCUAAGAAAGAUGAAGAGUCGGGUGAAGACAUUGAUGAUGGAGAGGAGGAAGAUGAUGAUGAAGAAGAUGAUGACUCUAGAGAAAACCUUGAUCAAGGGAAAGAUGAUGACUUUGGGGACGGUAUUGAAAUUGAACGCCCCGAUGAGGAAAUUCUGUCUCCAAACGAAACUCUUCCUGACGAUAAUGAAGCAGAAGAGGAUAAUACUCCUCGCUUUGCUUUUGAUACCAAACUGUGAUAUGUGAAUGUUGAGAGUAUACAUAAUCAAUGCUGAUGACUUCAUUUUUGAAGGGUUACAAAUCAAAAUCUUUUUGCAAUAUUUUUAAUAUAAAUUUUAAAAAAAACAUUACAAAGCAAACAAAUAUAGAAAUGGUAUUGUUCUUUAAUCCUCCUCUUAAAACCAACUGUGUACUGUAAAAUGUGCUUUGUUUUAGAGACAUUGUUUCAGAAGAAUUCACCUUACCUUCUGCUGAAAAAGAAAAAAAAUGUAUUUGAUAAAACAAUAUCAUUUUUCACAUUUUGCCCAAUGGUCAGUUACAAAUAAUCAAUAAUCACCGAUUCAAGAACAUUUCGUUUAAAUAAGCAUUGAGUUUGUAGAGGGAAACUUAUCUUAUUAUAUGAUGUGUUAAUAUACUUUAACGAAGUGCUAUGCAUAUUCUUGCCUUUGUAUGUAAACUUUUUAGAAGUAAUUUUGUGCGUGUGUUUUAUUAUUUUUUUUUGUGUGUCAAACACGUUUGAGUACAUCAUGCCGCCAUAUACUUCAUUCAGUUACCGUGGUAUCAUUGUAGUAAGCAGAAAGUAUAAUUAUCGAAUAUCAAAAUAUUCGAAGUAUAUUAUAAAUAUGAUUAUAAAUUACAUAAUUUUUGUAAGAAAGAAUAAGGUUUUGAGCUGAAUUUACAUACUUUUUAUACUUUGGAAACUUAAUUUAUACUGUUAUGUAAUUGAUGAUGUACCCCAUAAAAUUUGUUUUUAUUAAUAAUG
Molecule: messenger RNA, 3910 nt
Organism: Saccostrea cuccullata (small rock oyster)
Lineage: Eukaryota; Metazoa; Mollusca; Bivalvia; Ostreida; Ostreidae
Product: protein dachsous-like
Exons: 22
Coding region: 213-3167 (984 amino acids)
Biological process (GO): homophilic cell-cell adhesion
Cellular component (GO): catenin complex; plasma membrane
Molecular function (GO): calcium ion binding; cadherin binding
Source: RefSeq, a predicted model, not a curated record